AUGGCCUCUAAAAUGCUUCAAGUGGCUCUGUGUUCAACUUUGCUUAUAGGAGCAUUGGCAGCGCCAUUUUUGUUGGAAGAUCCAGCAAACCAGUUCCUACAUCUCAAAAGACACAUAUAUUUGCAGGAUUACUGGGACCCAGAUCAUAGUCCGAAUACGUGGGAACACACACUGGCUGAUCAGGCUCAUGAAAAAUGGAAUUCUUUGAAGACAACAGCACAGUAUUAUCUGAAUGUGAAUCCCUUCACUUCUGACAUAUCUACUACCCAAUAA
Pipistrellus nathusii (Nathusius's pipistrelle) is the source of this 273-nucleotide messenger RNA. NCBI's taxonomy places the organism in Eukaryota, Metazoa, Chordata, Mammalia, Chiroptera, Vespertilionidae. The record is from the annotation of a GenBank genome assembly.